Eupeodes corollae is the source of this 4454-nucleotide messenger RNA. RefSeq names its product Fanconi anemia group I protein (gene FANCI). The record is from RefSeq and is a predicted model, not a curated record. Lineage: Eukaryota; Metazoa; Arthropoda; Insecta; Diptera; Syrphidae. The coding region runs from base 115 to 4347 and encodes 1410 amino acids. The transcript is spliced from 14 exons. Gene Ontology annotation, biological process: DNA repair. Gene Ontology annotation, molecular function: DNA polymerase binding.
AUCUGUCAACAAACCGUGCAAGAGUUUUCAAUUGAAUUUUAAACAAAGUAAUCAAAUCACUUCUCUGAGCGGUUAAAAUCGUAUUCCUUGUUUUUAACUUACUAUUGCUUUAAUAUGGCCACAUCCUUUGUAAAAGAACUUAUUAGACAUGGUGAGAAGCAUAACACACAAGAACUGCAGCGCCUUAUUUCUAAAACUCCAGCAAAAGAUCUUAUAGCAUCACUGAAAACUAAAUUGGGACGGUCAGAUUGUGCUGUAUUUUGGAAUUACCUUCUUCAAGGAUUUUCCCGCGAUGCUGACUCUAAAGCGAAACGUUUCACUUGCGUCCAGGCCUUCCUCGCCGAAAUUUCUAAAGUGGAACUUACUUACAAGCAAAUGUAUGAUCUUAUUACAAGACUUUGCUUGGACCUACCAAGCUUCACUUCUGAACAAUUGAUAGAAAUCGUUGAACAUUGUGUGGAGGCGAUAAGAAUUGGUGACCCAAAAUGCGUUGGGUGGAAAGAUCUUUUACCCGAAACGAUUUCUGUGCUCUCAAGUGUAAGUACUUUGGAUGUAAAUGGCAUGGUCAUCUCGGGAAGUGAAUAUCGAGAUACUAUUAUUAAAAACAUCUGCUUCAUGAAAUGGCCUACCGAAAUAUUGACACCAAUCGCAGAUAUGUUCCGAGAGAUUUCAAUGUCAACUAAUGAAAAGGCCGUUGUCUUAAAUAAGUUCUCUGCCAGUCUUCAAAAUAUCGUACCUUCAGAGGUCCCGGCUCUUUCAUAUCAACUAUUCUCCAUGUGCACCACUGCAGGACAAACCAUAAUACCCAUCCUAGCUCUGGAAAAGUAUUUUUAUCGGUUUUAUUAUAAGAAGCUUUUUGCUGAUAUGGACAGCAAUUCAACUGACUUCAAUAGUAUAGAUGUGUUCUCAGACAAGGAGCUACGAGAGGCUGAAGAAACGGUUCUACACCAUCUUAAUUAUUGCACACAGUAUAAAAUUAAUGAAAUUCAACUGUGCAUUGUUAUUAGAAAUUUCCUAACUGCUCCUGAUGUACUUUUAACUCCUUUUGUCUUAAGUGCUGUUUUAUCCAUGACUCGGGCAAAUCGUGAACCAGAUUCUGGUUUAUCCUCGUCAAUCGUUCUCCCUUUCUUACGCACUGUAAUAAAAAACAACGAAGAAGAAAAAAAAUUUGCUAAAUAUUCGGUAUGGUGUCGUGAUUGUCUACAGAUAAAACGGGUUGAUUUAGAUCGAACAUUCACGGUAAUGAUUGAUCAGAAUAAGGAAGGAAAAGACAUAAUAACUCCAGGACUUGUCAAUUUGGCAUUUGUUUUGCUCAAAGAUAAAAAUUCUUCAAUUAUAUAUGAGCUUGGAAUGAAUUUCUUAAUUAAAUUUGUUCGAAAGCGUUUUGUGUUCGGCCAAGGAGUUGUAAAAAAAUUAGCUGAGUGGAUGGUUUUGGAUCAAGAAACCAACCAAUAUGCAGAUUGCCUAACAUUAUUGAGUUCGAAUGACACAUACACCGUUUCUGAGUGCGAAAAUUCUAUAAACUAUGUCUUAGAUUUCUUACUGUGGAUUCCUGGAGAUCAUGCAAUGCGAAUGAUGACAUUUAUUUUGCCGAUUCUGAAGAUAUCGCCUGCAAUUCGGGAUUCAUUUAUAGAAAUUCUUCGAAAAGCCAUUAAUUCCAGUGACACCAAAACUUGUCGAAUGGGUGUUUACGGUUUCUGCAUGGUACUCAAACAGUUAAAUAACAGUAACUCUCAACGAACUUCCAUGAACGCUUCUGGGUUGUGUACCCAACAAAGUAUAUCUGGUUUUUCACUCAUGUCACAAGCAACUCUCGGCAACCGUAACAAUCCCCAGCGGCAUUUUGAUAUGCUCACAUUGGAAAUAAUAGGACUUUUAAGGAAUUGUUUUAGCCAAAAUAUAGAAAUCAAAAACACACUUUAUGAAAACUUACAAAGAGCCGUUGAACUUAAUCCAAAACUUAUUCCACAUGUUCUACAAUUUAUUGACGCUCAUUUUCGUUCUUUUUUUGAUAUCAAAACAGACGAUGAAGAUAAAAUCGUGAUAAAUAUUCAUUUCGACAAGCUUCUGAAUUGUGUUGCCGAUAAUAACAACGAAAUAGAAAUAAAAGACAAUUUGGGAAAGCUUGUCCUUUUCGUUGCACAUUGUCUGAAGGCGUAUAAUCGAUUUGAACAUGCUUAUGAUACAACAGAGAUGUGCAAAAUAUUAAACACUGUCUGUGAACAAUUACAAUCAAAGGAACUUAAGUUGGAACCUGUAAAUGGACCUAUGACUCUCCUCAAAAAUGAAACAAUUAUGCAGCAACUUAACUUUCUAGAAGGAUUCAUGUCUUAUUUGAUUUUGACAUCGGCACCAGAAAACAAUAACGUUACUACCUUCUAUGCACUUUUUAAGCUUCAUUAUUCGAUUGCCGAGGGAUUAAAAAGUAAUGGAAAAAAGAACAUUAAAACAAAACCCAAAGGAAGUAAUGACAGUGAAUCUCAAAAUUCAACAAUAAAUGGAAUUGCAGUGAAGAAAAUCAAUUCGAAACCUGAAAAUAUCUGGGAUCUUUCUGAUAUUGAGCUGGUUUUAAAAAUUUUACUAGAGGACUCAGUCAAAUUUGCGAACUCUAGUUCAACAGCUCCUUUACGAAGUAAUCGAGAGCUAGUUCGUUACAUUUACAAAGUCACAGCUUCACACAUCGAAAACCUACGUCACCAACCUGGUUAUAAACAAGUUUCACAUAGUCGACGAACUUUUAAAACCAUCACAGAUGUGACAAAAAUUAUCUACGAACGUUGUAUAAAGCAGUUGCCUUCGUUGUGGAAAAAUUUUGAUCUCCAAGCAGCGUCGUUGUGUGUUGAUUGUUUUUAUCAGUCUCUCACCACUGCUAAAGAAGUGUUUCCUAAAAAGUUCGAUGAAUUUAUAAAAGGAGUAGAUUUUCAUCCAAGCAAUUUGACUUCUAAUAAAGAUGCCAUAAUCAUAAUUCAAGAGAUCAUAGACCAAUACAUGCUUGAUGAGCAGGAAUUACGCGAAGACUCCGAUGCCUCUUUUGCAGUUAUGAUUCCAAGUACUCUUCUUCAGUGUUUAGAAAUUCUUUACGAUAGAAAGUCGUAUAGUGAUCGUUUAACAAUAGAAAGUUAUGCUUGGCUUCUAGAAUUUUGUAAGACCAAUGAAGUUUUUACUAAAGAAAUGGGAAUCAUUCAUAAACUGCUCUUCAUCCAGCGACAAAAGACUCAUUCUGGAAUGUUUUUUAAUACAAUUGCAAUGCAUCUUGAAAAGGUCAUUGGACAAGUGACGGAUCAGCCGGAUCUGAAUCUGAGUUUUGAACUAAAAUCUAUUACUUUGACUAGCGCAGAAUCCUGUAUCAACUAUUUAUUUUCAACUUUACGUAAACAAAUUGAAGAAGUUGAAUAUUUUAUUUCAAAGGCUAAUAGUCUGCACUAUCAGCUAAAAAUAAUUGCUGAAGAUGAACGAGAAAUUUGCUUAUCAUCUUUGAAGACCAAGGAACGAUCGAUUUGCUCUCAACUAAUACAUAUUUCAAAUACUUUGUUGCACCUUUCUAAUGUCAGUCUUCCUUUGGGCACUUGCAUGGAUAAUCUUUUGCGUAUUCUAAUUCAGAUGUACACAUGCUUAAAGAAUUUAGCAAAACACUUUCUAUCUCGGAGUGCAACAUCUAAACUCUCAAUACAAGGAACAAAAUUCGAUCAUCUAUUGCAGGUGGUUGGAAAACCCCUUGCAACUAAUAUCUAUGCCCUUAUUACUUACAUCGAAGCAAACAUUUUUGAAAAUCGUCCCAAAGGAAAGCUGUUAGAUCCUCAAGCUGAAAAGGCAAAAAUCUUACGAGAAACUAAACAAAUACCUCGCUUAAUACUAUUUUUGGAAAAUUUCAAUAAGAAUGUUAUCUUAUUAAGCAAAAAGACGAAUGAUAAACUUGCCAGUUUCCUACAUUUAGGCACAGUUCGAGAUUUCCGAAUAAAAACUUCUGAACUAAAGAAAGCAAUUGAUGAAUCUAUGUCUCAUAGUAGCCACAUUGAAGAUAAUUCAGAUGAAGAACAAACUAAUGCACAACAUGAUGAAGAAGAAACUCUUUUGGAUCAAAUUGACGCAGAUCCUGUCGUUUGUGAAAAUCAAAAAGCACCUGAAAAAAGUCUUAGACCAAAACGUAAAACUGCUGCUAUUACACAAGAAGACGAUGAAGUUCUUCAGGAAAGUGUCAAUUCAACAAAUUCACAGCUUUUAAAAAAUUUGGCAAAAAUCAAUUCACAAUCGAAGAAGCGUUCAAUACGAAGUCUUGAAGGUGUUUCGACGUCAACUGCUCCGGCCCCAAAGAAGGGAAGAGGAAGGCAGUCUAAGAAGGAGAAAUAAUACAAUAAGGCAUUUUUAAGUUUUCUAAUUCAAGUAAUGUAAUAUAUAUAUAUAUGUAUAUACAAUUAAUAAAUGGUGUCAAACAUUUGUAUACAACAAAACAUAAA